UGUGCAGUCCCUCAGAUCAAUCUGGUGGUUUGCUUUAAUGUCAUCUAGCUGCAAAUGACGCUUAGGAGUCAUGCAACCAAAACCAAACUGAUACUGUGAUGAAGGAUCAUCCAAUAAUUCGUGGUCUCAGUGCUGACAAAUUGACAGCCUGUUUACCAAAAAUCAAACACUAAAUUUACAGGAAAUAAAAACUAAAUCAAGGUUCAACAUGUUUACAUGCUGUUUACUUGUUUUUAGCUCACGUUCAAGUCAUGACACUCAGGAAGUGCUGACUUUCCUCCCAGCUAGAGUCACAAACUGCAGCCUCCAUCAUUAUUGUUGAAUUAAAUCAACAUUCGCACAGCCUUUUCGACAAAAACUGAACCGUGUAACUUUCAUAAUUUUGAUUUUUGGCAUGACUUUUGACCUAAUGAACAGACACUGCAACACAUUCAGCCUCGGAUCUGCCUUGAAUAACGAUACGCCCCCCUGCAUGAUUGUAAAAUGUUUUCAGACAAGCGAUGCAACAUCAUUUUUGCCACAUUUCUCCUGAUCAUUAGCUACAGUUCGGCUUUAUUAACACUGGUAAGAGCCUUUAAAAGUCACAAGCUGACGUUGAGUAACAAACCAACAUCAGUGUUAGCUAACUCACCUUCGCCGCUCCUCGAGUGAGACGUUCAAGAGCGGCAGCGUUCAGUUGUGUUUGUGAAUCAACGGUUUUUGUAAAGUGAUCGGUCCGAUGGAUACCCUGCAAUUCUUGACCUGAUCCUGGACUGGUGGAGGAUGAAACAGAGCAAAUGCUGUUUAACUAUUCAUUGAAACUGAGAGCCGACAGCCAAACGAUUUGGGAACCGGUGACUAGAUACCACGCCAAGACUGUUGAGGAAUUAUUCAAAAUGUGUGCGGAGAGAUGUGAACCUGUACCUCAGCCUGAAAAUGGGAACAGUCAUGGGAUGUGGUGUCACAAAGUCUGACCACUUUCACAAACACUCCGGAAAAGCUAUCAGAGCCGCUGUCCUGAUCCAACGAUGGUACCGUCAGUAUGUGGCCCGUACAGAGAUGAGACGGAGGUACACCUGGCACAUCUUCCAGUCCAUCGAGUACUCUGGAGAACAGGCUCAGAUAAAGCUUUAUAAUUUCCUCGGCUACCUCAUGGACAAUUUCACACCAUCAAGCAAUGAAAGAAAUCUGAUCUCGCACAUCUUUCGAGAGAACGAGGUUUGUCGGGAUGCAGAGUGGGAGAGGUACUUCUGCUACAAGAACAUCGAGGUGCCGGAGAUUUACUCAGGACCUCACCUCACCUUCCCUCUGACGGUGGAGCAGGCGGUCGGGCUGGUGGAGGCCUUCAGGAACAAGAAGCAGCUGCACUCACGCUACGUCCUCCAGCUCCUCCUCGAGACGUGGAAACAGCUCCGGAUGUUUCCGAAUAUCAACCGCGUCUCCACCUGCCAAAGCAAAGAAAUCACUAUUUGUGGUGAUUUGCACGGGCAGCUAGAAGACCUGCUGCUGAUUUUCUACAAGAAUGGCACGCCAUCCCUGGAGAGGCCCUAUUUGUUUAAUGGAGACUUUGUAGACAGAGGCAAAGACUCCAUUGAGAUCCUCCUCAUCCUGUUCUCAUUCCUGCUCGUCUACCCCAGUGACAUCUACCUCAACAGAGGAAACCAUGAAGACCAUAUAGUCAACUUGAGGUACGGCUUCACAAAGGAGGUGUUGACUAAAUACAAGAUGCACGGCAAACGGAUCCUGAAGCUGCUGCAGAAGAUUUUCAGUUGGUUGCCAUUAGCAACAGUGAUCGACCAGAAGGUGCUGGUUCUCCAUGGAGGGAUCUCCGAUGUCACUGAUCUCAGCCUCCUAGCCAGACUGGACAGACACAAUUAUGUUUCAGCACUGAGGCCUCCAAAGAAGAGACACCAAAGCUCAUCGGGGAUGUCCAUUGACUCGGACAUGGAAGAAGACCUUUGGUCCGCCAACAAGAUCUACCAGCGUCGCACCUCCCUCAUGUAUCCCAAACCCCUCGGAACACGUGAAAGCUUCCACAACCGCUCACUGCAGGACUUCUCCGACCGGCUCAAAGGGAGCGUUGUGGACCAGAUGGAGAUCAACAGGAGGAGACAGUCCAUGUUUCACUUCAAAUCAGAAAAAGACAUGUCUCAGGCUAUAUCCACUGAGUCUAUCAAGAGUGAAAAUCCUGCGGACGAGUGGAAACAGAUCCUGGACCUGCUGUGGAGCGAUCCGAUGACCCAGGACGGCUGCACACCCAACGAGGUGCGGGGCGGAGGCUGCUACUGGGGCCCCGACAUCACCGAGGACUUCCUGAACAGGCACAACCUGCAGCUCAUCAUCCGCUCACACGAGUGUAAACAGGAGGGUUAUGAGUUUUGCCACAACCGUAAGGUCCUCACUCUGUUCUCUGCCUCAAACUACUACGAUGUUGGAAGCAACAGGGGGGCCUACGUGAAGCUGGGUCCAGACCUUGUGCCUUAUGUGGUUCAGUACCAGGCCAGCAGCAUGAUCAGAGAGCUCACCGUGAGACAAAGUGUUGGGCGAACAGAGCGCUCAGCCCUGAAAGUCCUGCGGGAGCAGCUGUUUGCGCACAAAUCUGACCUCCUCUGUGCCUUCAAAAAGUACGACACCAUGAACAAAGGUGUGGUGUCUCUGAGCGACUGGGCGACUGCGGUGGAGAACGUGAUGCGCCUCGGCGUGCCCUGGAGGAUGCUGCGCUGUCAGCUGGUCACCUCCAGGACCAGCGACGGCAUGAUCAACUACCACGAGUGGUUCAACGAGCUCGCCAUCCACGGACCCAACACAGAUCACAUCGACCAGAGUCUACUUGAGACCUUGUAUCGCCAUCGAUCCACCUUAGAGACCAUCUUCAGAAUUGUAGACACAGAUAAUUCAGGCUUCAUCACCAUUGAGGACUUUCGGCAGACCUGGAAAUUGCUGAGCGUCUACCUCAAAAUGGAGAUCACGGACGACGCCAUCUCCGACCUGGCCGUCACCAUCGACAGCAACCAGGACGGCAGCAUCGACAUUGACGAGUUCAUGGAGGCCUUCCGCCUCACGGACAAGAAGAGCCGCCUGGAGCGAGGACGCAGCAUGUUCAUGGGCACAGCCACCGACCUCACCAAGCUGGAGGGAGACCCCAACAUUUGAGCCUAGACAGCAAAGAAAACAGAGCGCAACCUCCACUCAGACUCCCUCACCCGGCAGACAGGCAGCAGAGGGGUGGGCGGGGAUAUACAACCAACGCAAGCUGCUUUAAUGACGCACGUUAAGACGUAAGAGGCUGCUGAGCAGCAGCCGUCUGGAUCACAGGGGAUUAGAAAGAGGUUAGAGUUCAGGCUAUUUGACAGCGAACGCUCAUUUUACGUUGUGAAGCCGUUUCAUCCACUGAGGAAGUGUGGGCGAAAUGCAAGUGCAUGAACCAGAUUUAUAUCUAUUUUAUUAUUUUAGAAUAGUUGGAAAGUACUUGAACAAACAGUCCAGAAACACAGAAACGAAAAGGUCAUGUUCAGCUGCGUGAUUAUUAAAAUAAUAAUAUUAGAUACUGUGAUCAUAUUUAUCAUGAGGACCUUUGCAUACCAAUAAAUCAUUAUUUUUACAAUGCAGCAUGUUUUGACUUAUGUGAAAUACUAAAGACAUAAAGAGUAACACCUGUACACCUGAUGCCACGUGUUUUUGAAAAUGUUAGUCACCUCCUCUUCUUGCUCUCUGUCGCUGGAUUUAUCAAGGUAUUCUGCCAUUAUUUCAUCUUCUGCGGCCAACUAUGUUUUAAAGCUCAUUGUGAGCCAGUGUGCAGGCGUUUAUCUGUUUUUCAAUGCUGACAGUCGCCUUUUAUCCUUUUAUCUAUGUGAUGUGUGAAUACCUACAUUUCCUCCUUAAUACUUGAUAGAUAUCAGAAACUGAUCAAAACAUUUGAAUGUAUGAAAAGACAAUGAAUAAUUGUGCAGUUCAGCUGCACUAAGUAUUUGCAACUGAAUGUUGCUGGUGCCUUAGCAGUAGAGGUCUUUCAGCUUCUAGAGAUGAAGUCUAGUUUGUACUGAUGAUGUUUGGAAUGAACUGCCAACAAUGUACUGAAGUCCCUGAUACGGUCCCUCACCUUGUCAAGAACAACAGAACUCAAGCUGUUAUUCUUUUGACUUUUUGGAUGUAAACCUACAAAUUGUUGCCUAGAACAUUCACUCAGUUUUUAAAGGUAGAGUAUGAUAUUACUGCGUUUGUGCAAUGUGAAGUUGGAGUUAGCUUAGCUUAGCACAAAGACUGGAAACAGAGGGAAACAGCUAGCCUUGCCGGUAAAAAAAAAAAAGAAAAAAGAAAAAAUCCAACAACCAGCUCUAAAACUCAUUUAUUAACAUGUUAUAUCUGUAGUUUUAACGAUGCUCAUAGGCAGAUUGUUUUUUUGGUUUUUUUUGUGAAACAUGGUCGGCUGUUUCAAAUCUUUAUGCUAAGAUAAGUGUCUCCUAGCUGUAGUUUCAUAUUUACAAACAUGGCAGUGCGAUCAUUCUUUCUCGUCUGUUGACAAGAGAGAAAAUGUAUCUCCUCAGUUUCUAUUGUUAAGUUAACCUCCCACAUUGUGUAACAGGGUUGAACCCCAACUGAACCAGAUGAGACAUGAAGAAAUCAGUGUGCAUAUAAAAAGUGUGUGUACAGACUUUUAGUUUGUAAAUGUAAAUAUUAUUGUAUGUUGUUUUGUUUUUUUUUUUUUAGCAUCUUGAACUUGUAAAACGUUUACUGUAAAUACAUUUCAAAGUCAGUUUAGUAGCAUUCAUUUGUGUCUUUGGUAAGGAAUUUUUAACAUGUAACUCUCAGUAAUGGAUCAAAAAGCUGUAUAUUAGGGAAAAAUAUCAUUUACACAUGUAAGUUCCUAGAAGACCUUUAGAUGAUCUCCAGUAGUGGGAACACACAGAAUUUACCUUCAAACUCCAAUAUUACACAUUAUUUCCUAUCAAUUUCUUUUCAGCGAUUAAAAGUAAAUAAUAAAUAAAAGUUAAAAUA
This is a messenger RNA of Acanthopagrus latus (yellowfin seabream), 4974 nucleotides long. Its product is annotated as serine/threonine-protein phosphatase with EF-hands 2. Gene Ontology annotation, biological process: negative regulation of MAPK cascade; detection of stimulus involved in sensory perception. Gene Ontology annotation, cellular component: nucleus; cytosol. Gene Ontology annotation, molecular function: calcium ion binding; iron ion binding; protein serine/threonine phosphatase activity. The coding region runs from base 916 to 3132 and encodes 738 amino acids. The transcript has 19 exons. Lineage: Eukaryota; Metazoa; Chordata; Actinopteri; Spariformes; Sparidae. The record is from RefSeq and is a predicted model, not a curated record.